UAUUUAUUAUUAUCAAUAUUAAUCUUAAUAUUUUUAACAGAUGAUUUAGGCUCAACAAAAUUAACGAGAUGAUGAUAUUAUAGUUGGACAAAUAAACUAGUGAGACGAGAACAUUAUAAUUAUUCAAGUAAAUUAGUUAGACACCACGAUAUUAUAAUUAUACAAGCUCUCCCUAGAUUUAAAAUCGAAGUGAUUUCUUAUUAUUAGGAUAUGAAGUCAUAGUACAUGGAAUGGCUGAUGGGGAACGUGCUUGCACAUCUAAUUACAUGGUUAAAUAACACAACAUAGCAGGGUUUUAUUUAUCACCUGAUGAACAUUAGGUGUAGAGAGGCUCGAGUGCAUGCCCAACUUGGCAAUUCUAGUGACAUUAGGCCAACCCAUUUGGAUCCGAUUCGUUCUGAUUGGGUCGGGUUUAGGGCAUCUCUUUCGUAUCCCGUCUGAUUCGAUCCAUUUCCGCCCAUUAAACACCUCCCGAUCUCGCGUUAGUUGAACUGUUGCGAUAUCCUCCCACUGCUCGAUCUCCGGAGUCGAAACAGAUCGCCGUUCAGGACAGAACCUCUCGUCCAAGUCUAUCAAAUUCCUCGCUCGUCUUGACGAGUCUAUCAAAGUCGAUCUUCGCCUCCUCCUGCAGGGGCGCUUCACCAUCCAAUCGCCAACCCUAACACCAGGCCCUUAAGCCAUGGCCUCGCCCCCUCCGGCACCGGCAAUGUCGUUCUCCGACUUCCCGGAGGACAUCCAGCUCAACAUCCUCUCCUUCCUCUCUCCCACCGAGAUCUCCGCCUUUGCCUGCACCUCCCGCCGCUUUGCCGCCCUCUGCGGCGCCGCAGCCCACGAGAGCCCCCUCUGGGUCUUCAUGUGCGAGCGCCGCUGGGGCUUCAGCACCCACCUCCGGUCCUGGUCCUCCUCCGCCGCUGCUGGCCGCCGCUCCCCCUUCGCGCGCCUUUACAAGGCCCUCGACCGCUGGGAAGACCUUAUUGGGUUCUGGCGUCGUAUCGGCCCCGGCGACCCGCUUCUUGUCUUCUUCGAGUGGGGCCCCUCCUACAUUGUCGGGUCCCGAGUCUCCCCCUCGACCGAGGCAGCCAGAGACGGAUACGGCAUCCUCAAGGUGCCCUUUCUGUGGUUGGGUCUCUCCUCCCACGGCGAGCCCGGUAGCUUCCUCCAUCCCGGCUGUCGCUUGGACUCGGUGGCGGAUCUGCUGGGCGCGGUUUCGGACUCCUCGAUCUCAUCCUCGGGUUUCUCAGAUCCCGACUUGGUGCCCGUGACCGUCAGUUUCAUGGGUCGCAACCAUUUCGUGCUGGAAGUGAAUCGGGGCCAUGACGCAAAUGCUAGGGCAGAAAGUUCCAAUUGGGUUCAGAAGGAGGUGCUUCGAAUUGAGGGCACCUCCCCUCCGGACCGGUUGAUGUCGGAGAUCUAUCAGCACUUUGCCAAUCGGACGAGCCCCAUUGAUGGUAAGCCUACGAGAAGGCAGAGAAAGAAGGAAAAGGAGCGUUUCGAAAGGAGGCGACGAUGGCAUGCAGAGCAUUUUGUGAAGAUCUGUAACUGCUAUCCCACACCAGAGCGGCCUUUGCAGGGCUUGUGGAAGGGGAUCUCUGAGGACAGGGUUCUUGAGUUUUAUCUUGUUGCCUAUGAUGAUAUCGGUGGAAUUACUUGUCGGAGGGUUGGCGAAGCAGGGGGUCAAUUUUCGUGUUAUUCUCCAGUUUUCUGGACUUCAAACACAGCAUUUCUUGAAUCACCAUUUCCUAGAGAGGAACAGGAUUUGUAUGGGAGCCGCGAGCAUAUUCGCUCUGUGGCUUCCGAUUGGAGAAGCACUGAGAGUGAAGUCGUCUCGCGCAUUCUCCAUGUCAACUCUGGCUGCUGCGACUUGGUAAUUCGAAGCCUAUCUGAUUCCUCCAGCAGUGAUCCAAGAAACGCGGAUGGUAGGAUAUGGGAGUAUGAUGAUGGAACCUUUGGGUUUGGAUUUCUUCGAAAUGAUUAUAUCAUUGAUUUGAAGCAUGUCACCUUAAAUGGGUCUCUUCUUGAUACUGUAGAGUUACCUUCUCUACGAACUCUAGCUACUGACAAGUCACGAUCGUGUGAUUCUGUUGAUUUUUAAUGAAAUCAAAUAAUUCUGAGAA
Messenger RNA from Musa acuminata subsp. malaccensis (wild Malaysian banana), 2114 nucleotides. RefSeq names its product F-box protein At3g12350. NCBI's taxonomy places the organism in Eukaryota, Viridiplantae, Streptophyta, Magnoliopsida, Zingiberales, Musaceae. The record is from RefSeq and is a predicted model, not a curated record. Gene Ontology annotation, molecular function: protein binding.